AUGACCCGUAAUAAUAGUAAUCCAAAACGAAACAUCAAUAAUUCACGUAUAUUGUCUGGUUCAUCAAACUAUCAACAAAUUUCAAUAACCAACGGAAGAUCUUCUCAUUCAAGUUUAGUUGAUGAUAAUAAUCGUGAACGACGAGCAAGUAGUAAUAGUAGCAAUUCAACUGUACAAUUGACCGAUGAUGAAGAUGAUGUAUCAGUUGAUUUAAACAAAACAAAUAUAUCCUUUCAUCUAAAUAAUGAACAAAACCCACAAACACCUGUUAAUGAGAAACGGCGUUGGACACCAGAAGAGAAUUCUAUACAAUCAGCGCAAAAUGACUAUGUUAAUGAGGGAAGCAUAUCUCAAGUAACAAGAGUUUCACCAUUCAAGCAAAGUCGAUUUUUUACCGGACAAACUAUAUCAUCAUGCAAACAACAUCAAAAACAAAAACAGAUAGUUGUUAAGAAACAAUUAUCUACGAACUAUAUUCGACAUAAAUCAGAUACAAAUCAAUCACUAAAAACGAUAAUAUCAUUAAGAGCUGCUUUAGGCAAUGAUAUCAUUUACAAAAGACCAAAAAACUACAUUCAAUCAUUAUUAUCUCUCAAAUCAGAUCAGAUGAAUCAUGUUCGAAAACAAAAUACUGAACAACCAUAUUUUCCAAUGAAUGGAUAUACUUCGAACAAUACCAGUGAAACAGAAUCAACAGUUCAAAAAAUAAGUCGUAAAAUAUUAAAACGAUCACGAGCAACCAUAUCACCCGCCAACGGAGAAAAAGAGCCAACUUCACCACGCAAACAUUUAAGACCGAGAUCUAGUGGUGUAGCUAAUAACUCUUUGAAAGUAACAAUAACUCCAUUCUCGCAGCAGUCACAAACAAAAAGUCCUCGGAUAAGUAAUAGCUCCAGUAUUCAACAACUACCGCCCGCUUCAACAGACAAUAGUUCAAAGAAAAUUAAUAGGAAACAACAAAAGUCAACGAAUAGAAAAAAUCUCGAUAAUUUACCAUCAUUUGAUCCGAAUACGAGAACAAUGCCUGAAAGUCAGAGUCCGCAGCAACUCCACUCAUCAUUUGAAAGAACAUUAGCAAUGAACGGAAGCUCUAGAAAACAAGAAAUACAAGCAAAUAGUUCAGGUUUAACUCAAAUGACAACAUCGCCAAAUCGUCAUGUCAAUUCUGCAAAUACAAUUGCAAAUUCAACCAAUACGCUAGUGAUCAUACCGGACAAUGAUAUGGAAUGCGAUUUUAAACCAACUAUAACUACCGCAAAUAAAAAUACAGCAAUACCCUUGGUAACAACAUCUGACAUGCAGAGAGAAAGCACAACCUCUUCACAUAACUCAUCCAUUCUUGACUCGACAUCCUCGAAUUCAUUAACGAAGACGACAGAUCAAUGUGUAGUCACAUCGUUGAAAAAUAUUGACGAAACAACAGUGACACUCAUGAAGCAGACUAAGAACGAUCUAUUAGUGACAUCAAAAAAAACUUUUACGGCUUCGAAUGUCAACGAACAGAAUAAAAUUCAAUCAUCUUUAUCUGCUCUAAAUCAAUCAACACCAACAACUGUUUCUCCUCGUUUAACAUCUUCGAUUCCUCCAGAUCUUCUCCAACAAUUUCUGCAUGCCUUUCGGUCUGCCGCAAAGAAUGAGUUAAACAAACAAUUAAAACCUUCGUUAUCUUCAGAUGUCAAUUCCAAACUAAGACAAGCGUUAUUAAAGAUCAGUAAAAAUUAUAAUACAUUGUCGCCCGUCACUACAACAGCGAAGACACUAUUCGAUCCGAAAUGUGUCAAAACAAGUUCUUCAACGUGUCCAUCAGAUACCGUCACCAUAAAUCCAUCAAACCGACAAAAGGAAGAACACAAGCAACGACCCGCUGGUAUUGAAAGUCAUCGAGUACCUGAGAAUGUUAUUAGUUCGGGAAUCAUAGGUCUAGUACCGGAAAAUACACCACCAUUUAGACCGGUAACUACAGUGUCAAAUAUUUCAUCGCAAACAAACAUUUGUAUUUCUACAUCGUCUAAACAAUCUAUCUCACAAAUUUGUCUCUCUCCGUGUCAAAUGCAAUCUCCAAGUAUAUCAUCAACAAUAACUCAAGUAUCAGACACAUCCGUUUCUCAAGGAAGUCCUUCUAUUGCAAAAAAACAAGAGAAUAAACCAAGCAGCAAUCAACGAAAAUCAUUGACCUCUUCUCAUGUGCAAUCAAUUAUUCAUAAAUCUUUGAAGAAACAACCAACAGCAUUGACUAUUGAUUUCGAUCCGAGGCGUCUUGCUGAAGAUUUAUUCAUUCAAGCUAAGCAUUUAUCACAAACACGUCGAAAAAUGAAACAAGAUAGUGAUAUAUUAUCAUUACCUGUAAACUCAAUAAUUUUGAAACAUAAUAAUCAAAUUCAACAUUCAACAUCAAUAUCAUUGCCGAAAGUUACAACAAUAACAUCGAAAACGCAUUUGCAACACCAACAACAAAAUAGUAGUAGUAAACGUUUACUGCAGUUUGGACAAUGUGAAAUUGAAACAUUUUAUAAAUCUGCCUAUCUACCGAUAGAACGAUGCGAUACUAAGCCAAACAGUACAGAUUUUAAUCAACAACCGUGUUUAUCAUCAAAGUUGAAUCCAAUAAAGAAGAUAUAUGUAUGUGAGUAUUGUCUAAAAUACUUUCAUAAUGAAGAAUAUAGUUGGCAACGACAUUUAACAAAAUGUUCAUGGACACAUCCGUAUGGCUUAAAACUAUACGAAACAGAUAAACUCACAUUGUAUGAAGUCAAUGGCAACAGUGAACAUCGUGGUUUCUGUCAAAAUUUAUGUUUAUUAGCUCGAUUAUUUAUCGAUAGCAAAAAUGUUGAUAAAUAUGUUGAUAGAUUUCUAUUUUACAUAUUAUAUGAAAAAGAAAUAUUACCAUCUAGAAAUUCAUCACCGUCAGUAAUACCGAAUUUAAAUAACAACCAACAACAGCUUUGUAAUUAUCAAAUGAUCGGUUAUUUUUCCAAGUUAAAAUUUUCAAAUAAACGUGAACAUCCAAAUUUAUCGUGUUUAUUAGUAUUGCCACAACAUGCUAAGCAAGGAUAUAGCAAAAUACUGAUUGAAUUCAGUUAUUUACUAUGUCAAUUGGAAAAUAAAACAAGUUUGUUAUGCUAUCGUUCCUAUUGGCGUGAAAAAAUAUUACAAUUUAUAAUUGAAAUUGAUUAUAUUGAGAGAGAAAUAUCAUCAAAUGAAGUAGCCAAAGAUGAUUUAAAUUCAAUUUCAAUGAAAGAUAUUCGAUAUUGGACGGGAUUUUUAACAAAAGAUAUUUUGAGUACAUUGCAAUAUUUUGGUUUAAUUCGUGUACAGGAUAAAACAUUUUGUGUUAUUAAAAAGCAUCCAUUGUAUGUUGAACAAAAACGCAAACAACAGCAACAUCUCAUACGUCUUGGUGUGAUCAUAAAACAUGUUACUGCUUUAAAAAAUGAAUAUGAAAAGAAGAAGAGUUCUGUGAAUAAAUAUGAAUUAAAACAAUUACAACAAACAUUAACAACAACGAUUUAUAACUUAUUUCAUAAUUAUGAUUGGAGUUUUCUGAUUGAUUACACGUGUUUACAUAAUAUUGAUCAAAAAAAUUUGCAAACAUACAAGGAAAAAUUGUUGAAAAAAUAUGUUAUUGAUUGGAAUCAUUUUGAAGAGCACGAAAAUGAAACAAACAUAAAGCGUGAAAAUAGUGUUGGUGGUGACAAUCAAAUGGAGAAAGGAGAUGAAAUUGUUAUUCUAUGA
This is a messenger RNA of Didymodactylos carnosus, 3732 nucleotides long. NCBI's taxonomy places the organism in Eukaryota, Metazoa, Rotifera, Eurotatoria, Philodinida, Philodinidae. The record is from the annotation of a GenBank genome assembly.